AUGAUUAAAAGGAUAGAAUUGAGUCAAUUUUCCUUAAAUAAGCAGGUUUGGGCAUAUAGAAAAGACAAAGGAGUUGGAGUUUUGUUAGAAAUUGUGAUGUCUCCACCACUGCUUGGUGUUGGGGAGGAAGCGGAUCAGAGUAACAUCACUUUGUUGGCUUCUCCAGCCUCCUUGGACCGUAAUGUAUGUCAUAACAUCUUGGAACUGAAAGAGCAUAACUACAUGGGGUUGUCUAAUUGUUCUUCCGUAGAUAGCUCUACAAUAUCCACCACAUCGGGAGGCAAUAAUGGCUGUCUGAAUUUGAAGGCCACAGAACUGAGGCUUGGGCUUCCUGGAUCCCAGUCUCCAGAGAGGGAUUCAGUGUUUUCCUUGCUGUGCUCGCCAAAUCUCGAUGAGAAGCCACUUUUUCCUUUGCAUCCUUCGAAGGAUGGUAAUUAUUUGUUAUCACGUAAGACGGUUGGUUCUGGCAACAAAAGGGGUUUCUCAGAUGUUAUGGAGGGUUUCGCAGAGGGAACAUUUCUUGUCAGUUCGGAGGUAAAUGUGAUACUGUCACCCAGGCCUUCCCUGAACUCAGUUUUGAAAUCAGUUUCUGUGAAAGAAAACACUGGAACCCAACCACCCAAAACAAAAGAGGUGAUUUCCAAAAACACAGCUCAAGAGAAGCCUUGCACUGGUAGUGAGAUCGGUGCAGAUCGCGUUGCCACUGCAAAUAACAACAGCAAUGCACCUGCUACAAAGGCACAGGUUGUGGGUUGGCCGCCUGUUAGAUCGUUCAGGAAGAACACAUUGGCUUCUUCUUCAAAGAAUGCUGAGGAAGUUGAUGGAAAAGCAGGACCCAGUGCAAUGUUUAUUAAGGUCAGCAUGGCUGGUGCUCCUUAUCUAAGGAAAGUGGAUUUGACAUCUUACUCUGCAUAUCAGGAGCUCUCUUCUGCCCUUGAGAAGAUGUUUAGCUGCUUUACCAUAGGUCAGUAUGGGUCUCAUGGAGCUCCAGGCAGGGAGAUGCUGAGUGAGAGCAAGCUGAAGGAUUUGCUGCAUGGAUCUGAGUACGUCCUUACUUAUGAGGAUAAAGAAGGUGACCGGAUGCUUGUUGGUGAUGUCCCUUGGGAGUAA
This is a messenger RNA of Ilex paraguariensis (yerba mate), 1110 nucleotides long. The record is from the annotation of a GenBank genome assembly. Lineage: Eukaryota; Viridiplantae; Streptophyta; Magnoliopsida; Aquifoliales; Aquifoliaceae.